Messenger RNA from Suillus paluster, 474 nucleotides. RefSeq lists its product as uncharacterized. The record is from RefSeq and is a predicted model, not a curated record. NCBI's taxonomy places the organism in Eukaryota, Fungi, Basidiomycota, Agaricomycetes, Boletales, Suillaceae. The annotation marks the transcript as partial. The transcript has 3 exons.
AAGAAGCGAAGACAAUGGUGGAGAUGGUCUGAAGAAGUGAUCCCUUCCCUCAUCAGUCCUUACCUUGGCUACAUCCGGCAAUCGGCUUCGUUGCAAUCCAUCCCCGACCUCGGUUGCUCCACUGGGGGUGACUCGCAUUGCAGUGGAUUGUGUUGCCCGCGAUCGCUGGCGGUCACUUGUGUACUCUUUGAUUGUGUGUUUUUUGUCAAUAUUUCCUGCUGCGAGUGCUCCCUGGCACCACUCCAACUAGUGACACGUGGAUUAAUUGUAUGCGCUCCCAUCGCCCCAUCCCUUGCGGUGGACAUCCAUGUUUUGGAGCUGGUAAAAAAACACUUGUUUGUACGGAUGACCCCAAACUCAACUGCAUGGUGUGAGGUGCUGGAAUUUUUUUUGAAUGAGCGAGGUUAUAAUUUGAACACCAAGGACAGUCUUAGAUGCCGGUUUAGCAACGCAUAUCACUGGUACACCGUACUG